GAGCGUCGGAGACAUGUACAAACAGUGCUUAUUGUCUUUGAAUCUGCUCCUCUAUCAAUCAAUCAGUCAGCAGAUGUCAGGGGGGAGUCGAUGGCUGCUUGGUGAGGGGGGGACACAUGAAGGGGGAGGGGUAAAGUUUGACAGUCACUCACAGUUGGCACCGAGGAUCCAGGAUGCUUUGAGGCGGAUGGGGAGAGGGGCAGAGAGAGCGAGGCAGAGGUAGAGAGGGUGAGUUUCUAUCGUAAGGGGGAGAAGAAACCACACACUCUUUGCAUUUCACCUUUAGGAAACGGAGAAAGUGAGAAGUGUGGAAAAGGGGGCGAAGGAGUAGAAAAAAAAAUAGGAUAUGAAAAGAACAUGAAAGAAAGAAAUCGUCAUUAAACGCACCACGAAGUUCUCUCUUUCCCUCUCUUCCUCCAUCUCACACCUCUCUCAAUUUAAUCUUAAAUCCACUCCAAUUUCCCCCGAGGGACUCAAUUCUCUCCUUUUCCUCGAGAGACAGAAGGAGAGGAGUCCAUUCCUCCUGGUAGUGUGACACCAGGAACCUACUCUCUCUCUCUCUGUGCUCCACUCCCUGGCUCCUGCACACUCCCCUCCAACCAUGACACUGCUGGCCUCCGAGAGGUCGCUUCUCAUCCGGAACAAGUUCCGCUCAGUCCUGCAGUUGAGGAUUCAGAACCGAAGGCAGAGUGAAAUCAAUGCAGACUCUGGGUUGAAAUCUACUCAAAAAGCAGAGAAAGACCAGAGUGAAGCUCUGCGUCUAACCGACGAUGGUGCUGCUCAGAAGUUGCCCCCUAGUGGUCUGAACACUGAAACUGCACAAGAGAAGACUGUGUGUGGGCCCCAGAGGCAGAAGAAGGCUCGCCAGGCGCAGGACCUCAGCGAGAGGAUCCAACGUCUGCCUGGACCCGUGGAGCAACAGCACGAACACACACUGCCCCUGGAGAACCGCCCUGCCUCUUUCCCACUGUCAGCUGAUGUCUUCGAAGAUGACAUCUCGUCAUGCUCCUCUUCCCCACCCACGGAGCAACAUGGCAUUCACCAAUCACCGGCCUUUUCUUCAUUGCCAGGGCUCUCAGGUGACCAAUUACUGAGUGACUUCUCAGCUGUGGGCCCGCCCCUUAACCACAGCCCCAGUCAUGCUCAGUCUGGUUUGGCGUUGCUCCCGGCAACCGAGGGCAUCAGACAACCGCUGAGUGUAACACUGGGUGAAUCAAACUCCAUGGCAACAACUGGGAGACCAAAUGGGAUGUAUCUGACCUCUCAGACCACACCCCUGCUGCCAAAGACAGCUCGGCCUCCCAGUCCCACCUGUUCCUCCUCCCUGCCCACCUCCCUCAACUUCAACCAUCUCCCCCGCCCACGGAAACCGCGGGACACCAAACCCAAAAUGAGGAAACUCAAGUAUCAUCAGUACAUUCCUCCAGACCAGAGAGGAGGGUCUGGCACUGGAGGGGGAGGAGCCAAACAGAAGAGCCCUACCCCUGCCCAGCCUUUAGACCCUGCCUAUUCCCACCUCCUGAAGCAGCAGCAGGUCUUCCUCCAGCUGCAAAUCCUCCAGAACCAGCAACAGCAGCAUCAGCAGCAACAGCAACAACAGCUACAACCACAACAACAGCUCACUGUUGUGCCCAGUGGAGAUCACAGUGAUCUUGUGAAGUCCUCUGGGGCCAUGCCCCUUAAUCCCCAACCCGUUCCCGCCACAACAAACCACACCCCUAUGGACACAAACCUGGCAUCCAAGCCUGAGCUUCUGCCUGCCAAUCUCGUUGAUCUAACAGUGUCAGAGUUGCGGCAGCAGUUGCGGCAGCGGGGCCUCCCUGUCUCCGGCACCAAGCCCACUCUUUUGAAACGUCUCCGCCCCUUCCAGCUUCCCCACUCUUGCCUCACUCCUGCUCCGCUCUGCCAGCUGGGUACCAGCCUGGAGUCCCUCACCCCAUGCCCCCCGCUGCCACCCAGCCAGAGCCCCGGCUCAAGCUCCAGCUCCGGACUAGACUCGCCCAGCAGCAGCCCGAACCAACAGAUGUACAUCCCAGACAGAGGAAUUCCUAAUGGGAUUCUCACUGACGCUCCAAACGGGAUUCUGAACACAAUGCCGAACGGUUUCUCGUCAGUCAGUUUGGCAGGCGAACAGUGCGGCCUUACCAAUGCUGUCUUCCUGGCUCCUGCAAGCACAGCCUCGGGAACUCCAAGUCCCAGUCUACCCAUGUCGUCCUCCUCGCCCCUGCAGUGUGGGACUCCCUGGAGAAGCGAGAAUGAGCAGCAGCAGCAACAGCAGGAGCUGAGUGUCGAGCUGGAGAUGAGGGAGAGGUUAAGGAGCAGGCCCAGAGACCGCUCCACUAACACCGGCAACGAGUCUUGUGGCGGAUCUCUUCAUCCAUUCCUGCAACAGGAUCUGGGAUGCUCUCGAGGCAAGCCAGAGACGGACACGCAGACAGAGGUGUUGUUUACGCAGGUGUUCUCCUGCCAACCGUGUGAUGUGAUUGGCCAGGAUUUCGAGCUGCCAGUGCAGAUUACAGCAAGUCCUGUUCAGAUUUUGCCUGGUGUUCGCAGCUUGGAGGAAGAACUACAGGAAGCUAUCCAGAAAGCGCAGAUGGAUCCUCGGCAGUCCAUAGACGAUAUCCUGGAUGAGCCUGUAACUUGUGUCGGCUCUAUCAAUGUCUCCGAUCAUAAAUCCCCUGCACACUCAGUCCCCGGCCCAUCGCCGCCGCCUCCUCCCCCUCCUCCUCCCGCUCACGCCGAUCAGUCCCAGGCCUCCCAGCAGCACAACAAGGAUGACAGCUUCCUGCCUUCACCUCUUUGCUCCUCUCUCUUGCUGGAGCUUCCUCCAUCUCCUGCUGUAAUAAACCCCAGCCAGGUGGUCCCAGCUCCUCCCCCACCACCCAUCUGCACCUCCCCUCUGUCGUCCAAUGGGAAGUCACGAAAACGACGGGCUCCGACAUUGUUUGACGCCGCCGACUGGCUUGAAACGCUGACAUCUGGCCUGCGCCCUCUCACUCCACCAACAGCUCCUUUUGUUGAGUCCGACUUCAGUCUGGAUUCAGAUCUGAAUGUCAGCCGAGUGCUGGAUCUAAUGAUAGAGCAGUGGUGAGGACCUGUGUGCGCAUAUCUGUGUGUAACACCUUUGUAUGUACAGUGUGUGUUGUAUUUUUUGACGGUCGUGAAUGGGGUAGACUGUAUGCAUCCCACUGAGGGCACAAGAUUGUGAAUAGCGGCCUUCAUCCAUCCAUCCUUGAAAGGCUGUCAGAGUCGCUAGCUCCACGCAAUGUCGAGAGCUGGAUUCAUUGCAAGCUUUGAUGAGGCAACAAGAGCACAAACACACGCACACACAGACACUGCCGAGCGCUUGUUUAAAAGUACUAGGGCUCAGCCAGGAAUGGCAAACAAGCUACACAUCUGUGGAUUGACACACUCCGCAGCACAAUGUUUGCAGUGCAAAACAAAAGAAAACCUGGUGGCAUAUUAAUUUAAACAUGCUUCCUGGCUGCGUUGGGUGAAUGUUGUUUCUGACUUAUCUCCAAAACCCGUUGUCGGACUGGGUUGAGUGUGGCCCCUGGUGUUGACUCAGUCAUUGAGUCCCAGCCAUUCAUAAAGCCCAUUUAGAGUGUGUAAAAGCCAGACAGUGCACACAGCUUGUGUGUGGCUCCAGACCUUAACCCCGGUGCCAGACACACAGUCGGCAUGCAGAGGGAGAAAGCUGGCAGAAGCUACAAACAAGCAGUGUGAGUGUGUGCUCAUGUGUACGUGCAAGCGCGUAUGUGUUGAGUACGUGCGUGUUCAAUAUGUAACUGCGUGCGACUGUGCACACAAGGCUGCUUUUGUUGUUUGUAUGUGUUGUAACACCCAAAUGCUUCCAUGUAUAUUUAUAAGCAUUAAUGCCAAAUGCACUUGUAGUUAUUUGCUUACAAUUAAGUGAUCCUGUUUGUGUGGUAUGAUUGAUCUGUGAGAGGAUAUGUGUGAAAGACACCGAACAAGAAGCCGUGGAUUUCUGUGUCCACAUUUCAGACCAGACAUUUCAUCGUAGUCUCGCUGCCAGCAGGCAGUAACUCCAGUGUAGUUAUCCAGUGUAAUCAUCAGAACAACCACAUUUUGUUCAAGUCACCGUCCUCCAGGAGAGCAAUCAGGCAACAACCCCAAAAAUAGUCCCCUAUACAAAUGCACCAAUCAGACAAGCGAGAGUUCUCUCAUCGCUUUGCAAAAACAGGUGGUCAUUUUGUUCCCUGAUUAACCCCCAACAGUGUCUGGCCCGCUGCACAGCGCUUACUCUGCUACUAGCAAAGCCAGAUUUAGCACAAUUUAUAGCCCAACCUCAAGGCCACACCUGUUCACUUAGUGUAAAUUAAUUCCACAAAUGUUUUAUUUGACAUUGUUAAAUCUUUUUUUUUUUUUUGCUGUACAUUACAAAACGUUUCUUCCAUUUCCAUUUCUAUUUAAGGGAAAAAAAAAAUGCACUGUAGAAUUAGCACAAAAUAAUGUUAUGGAGAUUAUGUAACAUAUCACAUGACCAGAGGUGAGCACGUCAGUUGAAGCUGAUACAGUAAAUGCUGCACAUUUUCUUACUGGUGACAGUGAUCUUGCUUUUAUAUUCUACAUGAUUUACUGGUCAUGCAGAAAUGGGUACAUUAUUUGUUUUCAUAAUACACUUUCGGUGAGUUAUAUCUAUUUUUAACCCCACUUAAUGUAAUGACAUUAAUGAAAACAAAUCUGACAGAGGUUAGCUACCAUUAACCUCCGCUCUGACAGAUAAAUCUACAUCUUCAUCAACUUAUAUUCUGCCCUUAAUUGGCUGCAUUCAUAUCUGGAACAUUUUUAUAAUUUUAUAACUAACUGGAAGUGCUUCUGUAAGAAGAAGGAGGAGAAGUUUUGUCCUCUCCUCAGUCUCCAAAGCAUCGUGUAAAAAGGUUAAGUGCUGAGUGCAAUAUGAUUUGUGUAAAGGGCACAUAAACUGACAGAUCUGAGGUCACAGUAUGUUCAUGUCAUGUCUUUUGUACGCAAACUUUUCAGUGUUGUUGCCGGCCAGAAGGCUUGUUCUCAUGAUUAGCCGGUGUCUUAACCAAGCAAGACAGCGUAAAAUCGUUUGGAAGAAGAUAUCUGUGCGCAGGCAAACAGCUUUACGUCGAAGCAAUUCUUGGACUGCUUUUUUUUUUUACAGAGACAAUGAAAAAUGCAGUAAAAUGUGGAUGGAUGGCUAUGAUAAUCAUAGCGAUCAAUAAACAUUGCCUGCUGCAUGAAUAAAAAAAAAGAAAGAAGAAGAAAUGAAAAUUGAUAGGCAGGAGAGUAAGAUGCUACCUCCUGUGACUUCCAGUGCUUUAGGGCCCACACCAGUGUUUUCCUCUUUUCUUAUUUAAUUUCCAAACACUGGUGCAGAGUUUCCUGGAACACCCAUGAGACGUUUCACAGGUUGGACUAAAGCCCGGGUUUAAUACUUGUGUUUUAAACUUGACCUGAUGUAGAUUUGAAUCUGGUUAGGACAGAUUGGAAACACUCGGGUGAUUCAGGUAACUGGACUCUGUUGGCCACUUCUGCUGCUAUAAAUGCCUUAUUAUGAGAGAAAAUAAAAUGUUUGCUUUUAUUUAUUAUGUAACUUAUUCAUGCAAAAAUACCAACCACUGUCCAAAAUGUAUUUACAAGCAUUGAGAAAAUUAAAGUCUUAA
Messenger RNA from Larimichthys crocea (large yellow croaker), 5654 nucleotides. Its product is annotated as myocardin. Bases 602 to 3091 code for a protein of 829 amino acids. Gene Ontology annotation, biological process: positive regulation of transcription by RNA polymerase II; smooth muscle cell differentiation. Gene Ontology annotation, molecular function: transcription coactivator activity. The record is from RefSeq and is a predicted model, not a curated record. Gene Ontology annotation, cellular component: nucleus. The transcript has 16 exons. Lineage: Eukaryota; Metazoa; Chordata; Actinopteri; Sciaenidae.